AUGAAAAUUCCAAUAAAUGAAUACAAAGAAAAAUUAAUUGAUCAAUAUUCAAUAGCAACUGAAACAGAAACAUUACAUACGUCUAAUGAAACAAAUGAAGAUUAUUAUCAAUCGAUUUUAUCGAAAAAUGAUAUUCCAUAUUUUCCAGUUCGUGAAAUAAAUUUUCAAAAAUAUUCGAGAUCUAUAUGUCAAAUGAUUACAGAUAUUAAAAAAGGAAGUUAUUCAAAUAAAAAUGAAAUGAAAUUUAUUUAA
Adineta steineri is the source of this 252-nucleotide messenger RNA. The record is from the annotation of a GenBank genome assembly. NCBI's taxonomy places the organism in Eukaryota, Metazoa, Rotifera, Eurotatoria, Adinetida, Adinetidae.